CCGCCGCUUCUCGCUGCGCUGUUCGACGUUUGUCACCGACAGACACAUUUUCUUUCUUUUUAGCCGUUGUUUACAGAAAGAAAUAUUUUUUGAUGGAUCCAUUCACAGAGAGUCUCCUGGAGAGAACCAGGGCAAGGAGUGAGAAUCUGGCCAAGAAGAUGAACAAAGUAUCCCCUCGCAAGAGACGGACUCCUCUAGCUGAAUCAAACUAUGCAGAAAAUGAAGAGAAGAAAGUCCGCAGAGAAGCAUCUCCAGUGAAAUCCGCAGUGCAGAGAUGUGAGGUGAAGGCGGACACCCCGGCUGUUCCUUCCAUCAGGUCACGUAUACACAAACUUGCUGACAUGAGAAAAGAAUGGGAUGCAGAUGGGACAGAGUUAGACUCUCCUCAAAAUGUACCAGCUCCUCGGGCGAGAGAGAUUGAGCUGGAGCCCGUUGUGUCCGUACCCUCUUCUAGGAAGGGUCGCUUUGCUGCCCUGGCUGCCAGCAUCAACAGCUGGGAGGAUGACUUGGACCACCCUAAACAUGAUGUCCACAAGGAGGAGAAGCGACCAACAAGGAAGUGGGAGCGACCAAAGCCAGUGGAGGAGCCCAUCCAGACUCAGCCUUCUCCAAAGAAAAGCUACAAGAGCCAAUAUGUCAAGACUGAGGUUCCUGUGGUAUCUCAAGAGCUCACUCCCAAGAAGCCUGCAAGAAAUGUCAGGUUCCAAGAAGAGGAGGAGGAAGAAAAAGAAGAGGAGAAAACCGUCAUUGGGAACGGACAAGGAAAAGCCCAGAUGAGAUCCCUCCCAGCAGGAAGCCCUAAGAAGCAAGCUCCGAUUGGAUCUAAGAUCGGGUCCAAGAUCGGCAACCAAGGAGGGAAGGCUGAGUUGAGAUCAUUGCAGAGUAGCAGCCCGGUCAAGAGUGCAGCAUCUCGGCUCGGGGUGAGCAAUGCACCGGUAAAGAGGGAUCAUGCUGAGCUGAGGAGUGUAAGUGCAAGCCCGGCGAGAAAAAGAAUCCAGGUGUCCAUGUCUCGUGAGAGAGAACCCUCCAGGUCAGAUUUCCAGAAGCUUUGCCAUCAGCAGCAUCAGCCUCUCCCUAAAGCAAGAGAAGCACCUACUACAACUCAGUACAAGCCUCCAACCAGGCAAUUUGCUUCUCAGCCGAUCGAGGCCCCCAAGAAACAGGUGAACGAGGCCCCCAAGAAACAGGCAACCGGGUCGGUGGCAAACGGCAAAGGAGUUGCUGAUGUCAAGGCAUAUUUUGGGAAGCGUCAGGGGAAUGGUGCAGUUCCAUCCAGCCCCAAGAAGGUUGAGGCACGCGUGGGCGCUAUGGCUAAAUCUAUCCAGGACAGACUGAAACAGCAUCAAGAAAACUGGCACGGCAAUGAUAUCAACACGAAGAUACAGGAGCAAAGGAAGAAGGAGUUAGAUGUCAUCAAGAACAGAUGGAAUCAUUCUGACAAGAAGACUGAUGAGGAUUCACAGCCAGAGAGGGCGCAACCAACGCCCAAGCCAAGAGUGACCAUCACGGCCUCUGUACCAGAGCCAGAAUCAUCCCUGAUGGACGACAGCAGAGAGGAUCAAGACGAGAUGGAAGUAACUGAAGACACCAUCAAUGUCGGCAUGGUGGAGUCACCGCCUCCAGCCAUCUCAUCCUCAGAGGAUGAGGAGGAGGAGGAGCAAGUGUUUGUCCCAAGAGUAGAAGUUAAGACGAUGACCGCCAUCAAGGAGGAAGAGAAAGGCCCUGCCACACCCCAGCCCCCUCCUAGACCCCGUCGGACUAGCAGUAAGCUUCUGGCUGAGGAAGAAGCAAAAGCCGCACAGGCAGCUUUGUCAAUCAAGAAUCCUCUUCCCAAACCAGAGGAAGAUGACGAUAGUGAAUAUGACAGUGAAGAUGAUGAUGAAGAUAUCUGUGAUGUCUUGGGAGACAUUGAUGAUCUUCUCAAUGAGGCAGAGCAAGCCAUGGAAGAAGAGCAAACUCCUGAGAAGAUUCCACAGAAGAUGGCUCAGACGGCCGCUGUACCAGAACAGAAGAAAACCCAGGUCACAACCACAGCACAGAAGCCCCCUACAGGAGGCCUAACCCGUUCCAAGCCAGGCACCUCCGGGUCACCCAACCUAUACAGCAUCGAGUCCUUCCGUAAGCACGGUCCAAAGUCGCCCAGUACAACGGUCACCAAGAGCAUCAUCAGAAGCGAGAGUGGGUCCGUAGGCGCUGGACAGGGAGUCAAACCCAUAGCAUUGAAGCCGGUUCUAGUCAAGGAACAAAUACAGACCUUGAUGGAAGAAGUAUCAGCACAGCAGAGCAUUAUCUAUCAGACGAGUCAAGCAUUGAAUCUAAUCGCAUCUAACCCUGAGCAUAAAGGCACCACGCAGGAAGUAGAGGCAGAGAGACUUCUCCUCAUAGCAGCCCAACGGCGCCAGGCCUGCCUUGCUGAGAUACAGCGACUGAAGACCACAUCUCCAGCCAGAGGGGUAGACACAAUGCAGACAUCAGACGGGGAGGUGAUGAAGGCAUGUAAGGGGUUUGUUACCCUACAAGACCUCAGGCUGCCUCUCAAGACGGAGUAUGUACUCAGCUCAAAACAAGAUCGUAUGUGUCAUUACUACUUCUUGUUGCUGAGAUGCAGAGAGCAUGUCUUAGCCACCCACAUCCAGACCACAGUGGAUGGCUUAUCAGGGGACUGCCUACCAUUCACUAACAUCGCAAAAUUCAAUAAUCUUGACAGUGAUUUUGUCGUGGAGGUGUUCGUCUUUGAGAUGCAGAUCAAGAGACCUAAGCCAGCUGAUGAGAAGACAAAACAAAACUUCUUCUCCGGUCUGACACCCAAGAAGAUCCUUGCAAACAUGUCCAAAGAAACGAGGCAAAGUACAAAGAUAGUGAGUAACCCAAGUCCUGGUGGUCCAGGAUCAGUCCGUGCAAGUAACUUCACAUUGGUAGGCGCAACCAGACUGAGUCUUCAGAGCUUCAGAGUCAGUAGAUUUACUCUCAGCAAGGUUCCCUUUAACUCACCACUAGAGGGCACUGUUCACAUGAGCAUGUCUUGUCACACCAACACCAACGUCUCCGAGAGUGGGUUCCUCACCAUGUUUGAUGACAUCAGUGGAUUUGGGGCGUGGCACAGGCGCUGGUGUACCCUGUCCGGGGGCUACAUAUCAUUCUGGAAAUAUCCCGAUGAUGAGAAUCAUAAGGCCCCAAUUGGAACCAUUGAUCUCAGACAGUGCGUGACCAACGAGGUGGCACCCAUCUCACGGAUCCUGUGCGCUAGACCCAACACAUUCGAGUUGGUAACCCGACAGAAGGAAACCCACUCUAAGAACCACAGGAAGGACACGCUGGUUACCAAACAUGAAGAUUCUGGGGUCACCACAAAGCACAUGCUUUCAGCCGAUGUAAAGGAAGAUCGUCUCAGAUGGAUCCACUCUCUAAAUAAGACACUCCUUGAUCUAAGGACGUGGAAUAGAGAGGCUGCCAGGCCGACGCCCACUCCCUCAUCUUAGGCGGAUGCCCACUCCCUCAUCUUAGACCCUCUACAACUCCUUUAUUUUCCCUCACACACACAGACCCUCCGUCAACAGACCCUAGAUUCUUGGAAAUCACCGUUUUUCAAUGUCAUCUUCCUGUACUGUGCAGAAACCUCCUCCACUUUGAACUCACACACAGUGUGAUAGCUAGACCAAUUUUAGUGGUGGGCCAUUUUCAUUUUGCAAAGAGCACUUCCAUUGGAAGGGAAACUUCUGAAGAUGGUACCAAGUGUACGUGGGUUAAGACUGCAUCAUACCUUACACUUUUGACUGAGCAUUUAGCUAUUUGUAAAUGUAAAAACCAUAACCUUCAAAAGGUUACCAAGACAUUUUUGUGGUUUUUUUUCUCUAAUAAAUUAAAAUUUGGGUGAUUUUUUAAAAAUUUAGUUGAAGCAUUACUCGGUACAAUGUAGUCUCAUGCAUUAUUCAUUACUAAUCUAUAUUGUGUUAGUCAAGUUUAAAGUUUUGGUUUGUAAAUUGCAAAACUUUAGUUCAGUUCAAAGUCAAUAGCAUCUAUUAUUUUACAGGUGAUAUGUAGCAAAAAAAUAUAAUCUUAGUGCAACAAGAUUUAUGCAUUAUUGCUAACAAAUAAUAUGCAAAUUACAUGUACAUGCAGGGAACUUCGUCCAGCAAUCUUGAAAAGCAUUCAAUUUAGACUGAACUUAUUUUGUGCACAUUGAACGCUGAUAAUGAGUUGCACAUCCUGAUUUUUGAGUAGCAAUUGAAACAUUUUGUGUAGCAUUCUGCCCUGCUAAACAAGGGAAAUCGUUUACUGACAUGUAGAAACACAUUGUAUGGAACUCUCAGCAUUAGACUUGAAAGUGUAACAGUUCAAUGAACUUUUACAGUGAAAACUAAAUUUUGUCACUGUUCUUUGUCUAUGGAAUAGGAAUUUUAGUGUACAGAAUAACUUGUAACUGCUUUUCUCAAUGUUAGUGAAAUAUGUUUGACUUCAUGGAGGCACCCUGCUUUAUAUCUAUCAUUUUUAUGUCGUCAUUUAGUGUUUGGGAAAUGACCAACUCUGCACACCCAAACCUACUAGAUGUGAAUUGGUUAUACACCAAUCUGGGCGCGCACUGAGCGCACAAGUGUUGAGCAUCAUGCACUAGAUUGUGCACAAAAAGACACUGCAAUUGUUAAUUUUUUUCAAUAGUGGGCGCUACUAACUUUAUUUCGUCGGAUUGGUCUGUAGAGGCACGCAUCUUUUCAGCAUUUUUGUUUUCCUCGGAACAAAAUUUCAUUUAAUAAUAGUGCCAUAGAAAAUUCAGAAACAGUGUACAAAGUUGAGACUGUUGGGUCAAUUCAAAGUUGUCAGGUUAGUUGUUGUGACUAAAGCCUGGUUCAUACUUCCUGUGAAUAUGAUACCAAUUUUGAAAUCAUAGCUCAGCUUUGUUUUCACUGCGAUUGUGUCGCAGGAUUUGAGCCCAGUUCAACUGCUGCAAACUUUUUGUGAUGUCAAAAUUUGUAAUGCAUUUGCAGGAAGCACGAAACAGGCUUCAGAGUCAAAUUUUCAUGAAGGUUGUAUAACAUUAUUGUUUCACUUUGUAAUCUCAGAACUUCAUUGAGUACAGUCUGUAGAAUAUAUCCAGAACACCAUUAACCAACUGCUGCUAAUGUUUUUUAUUUUUACCAUUUCUGUUAUUUCUUUUUUUUUUGGCGAUUGCCUUCCGCUCAUCUUUUAUGUAGGCAGAGUUGUAUAAAGCAUGUAAAUAAAUGUAUUCGUUUAUAUAGUAUUUUAAUUAUUAAGAAAUAUACUCCUAAUGAUCGUGGUGAUGAAUGUUGCCGUUAUACCCCAAAUAUUAAUUUAAUUUGAUUUUUACAAAAUAAUUUCAAUUUUCCAAUAAAAUUAAUGGUAGAAAAUUAAAAAAGUUUCCAUUUCAAAUCUUUUUCCUCAAUUAGAGGGGCCUCAUCUUUUUUUAUAAAUAAAUUCACAAGCGGCAAGUCUUGUCUUUUUAAAAAAAUCACAAGGGGACAAGUCUUGUCUUUUUCUCUAAAAAUCACAAGGGGCAAGUCUCGUCUUUUUCCCUAAAUCACAAGAGGUAAACCUUGUCUUUUUUAGAGAAAUUACAAGGGGCAAGUAAAGAAUUUCUCUUCUUAAAAAAAACGUAUGGGGGAAGUCUUGUCUUGCCUUUUAAUCACAAAGGGCAAGUCUUUUCUCUCACAAGGACUAAGCCUUGUCCUUUUCAAAAAUCAAUGUUUUAUUUU
Messenger RNA from Asterias rubens (European starfish), 5708 nucleotides. RefSeq names its product anillin-like. The transcript is spliced from 17 exons. The coding region runs from base 93 to 3479 and encodes 1128 amino acids. Gene Ontology annotation, biological process: septin ring organization; actomyosin contractile ring assembly; mitotic cytokinesis. The record is from RefSeq and is a predicted model, not a curated record. Lineage: Eukaryota; Metazoa; Echinodermata; Asteroidea; Forcipulatida; Asteriidae. Gene Ontology annotation, cellular component: actomyosin contractile ring.